Molecule: messenger RNA, 1727 nt
Organism: Conger conger (European conger)
Lineage: Eukaryota; Metazoa; Chordata; Actinopteri; Anguilliformes; Congridae
Gene: cep19
Product: centrosomal protein 19
Exons: 3
Coding region: 152-634 (160 amino acids)
Biological process (GO): trans-Golgi to periciliary membrane compartment transport; microtubule anchoring at centrosome
Cellular component (GO): ciliary basal body; centrosome; centriole
Source: RefSeq, a predicted model, not a curated record
GUAAGUCCGGCCGGCAGUAUAGAGGUCAAACCUAUUUUCCAUAGCAACAGAAGCCGACGAUGCGGGAUGUGCCAUCUGAGGAAAAGGGGAAGAGCAGUCAGUUGUCACUGGGACGACACGAUUCCAACCACGAAAUGAAGAGAGCUGAACUAUGGAAAUGGAAUUUGUGGCUAAACGGUGCGGAGUGAGGUUUGACCCACCUUCCAUAGUGUUGGUCUACGAAGAUGGUAAAACCAAGAAGAUACGCCAAAGAAUCAUGCCAGUGAGAAACUUCUCAAAAUAUUCAGACUGCAGCCAGGCGGCGGAGCGUCUGAAGAACAACACGCGGCACAGGGCCUACCUGCGGGACGUCACCUCGCGGCAGCUGGAGAGGCUGCACGUGGUGCUGCGGGACCGUCUGCUAGGCCGCACCCUGGAGCAGAGCCUGGCCUCUCUCCGCCUGGACCCCAACCAAGACCUCAACAAGCUGAGCGACGAGGAGCUGGCCCGCAAGAAGGCCCAGAUGGACGUGCUCUUCGAGCGCAACCGCAAGUGCAAGGACGACCCCGACUUCGUGUACGACCUGGAGGUGGAGUUCCCCGAGGCGGACGACCAUGAGACCUGCAGCUGGGACGAGUCUGAGGACGGCUUUUAGCGUGCCGCCUCGGACCGCGGUUACCGACUCUUUCCCGUAGGAUGCAGCUGAGUCACGGGCUGUGUUUGAAACCGCAUACUUGGCAUACUACUCAUACUACAUCCAUCCAUCCAUCCAUUAUCUGAACCCGCUUAUCCUGAACAGGGUCGCAGGGGGGCUGGAGCCUAUCCCAGCAUACAUUGGGCGAAAGGCAGGAAUACACCCUGGACAGGUCUCCAGUCCAUCGCAGGGCACACACACCAUUUACUCACACACUCAUACCUAUGGGCAAUUUAGACUUUCCAAUCAGCCUAUCCUGCAUGUCUUUGGACUGUGGGAGGAAACUAGAGUACCCGGAGGAAACCCAUGAAAGCACGGGGAGAACAUGCAAACUCCGCACAGAGGCCCCGGCCGACCGGGAUUCGAACCCAGGACCACCUUGCUGUGAGGCGGCAGUGCUACCCACUGCACCAUCAUACUACAUUUCAAUGAAAAUCUGCCUUAAAAUAACAGUACAUUUAAUAUGAGUAGUUUGCUAGUAUGUGGUUUCUAACACAGCCAUGCUCAAAAAGGUGCUAGAAGUUGGUUAAUGACUUCAUAUGUUCAUUUUGUAGAUCUAUGACAUUUUUAUUUGUACUCAUUUUCACAUGUGAACAUAUAUUGCAUGACACAGGGUAUUACAUUUUGUGUGUUGCAUUUUAAGAUUUUAUGAAAGGAUGCCUAUGAUAGAAUAUUUUAUUUCACAUAUUACGGGUGUAUUAUUGUAUUUUAUAAAUGUCGCUAGGCUUAAAAAAAAAAAAAAGUCACUAAAAAGGUCUGAAAAGUUGCUAAAUCUAGCAACAAAGUCAAGUGGACAAUAGUGCCUCAGACCUAUGAGGUUUAGGGCAGCUGUUAAUGUACCUUGGUGAAAUGCUGACUGAGAAUCCUAAAAAGUACUUCAGUAUACCACAAAUGUUUGUGCUUGGAGACCAGGUGAUGUCAGUCCCUCCUCUUUGCAUUCAAAAGGAAAUGUGAUAAUUGGCAUGAAAAGCUAUAUUUGAAAUGGGUGGGUAACACUGGCCACAGUUAGACAGUCUCAGCUGUGUAAGUGCACAUUUCUCAAAAAUAUCAUUUG